UUUCAAAGUACCGAGUUAAUUUUAACAAUUUUUAUAUAUAUUUCAUUAUACAUCCACUGGUUUAAUUUUUUAAACAAGCUCACGCAGCUAUCUAACUCGUAAGAUGACUUCAGCUAUGGAAGUCUUAUGGAAGCAAGCUUUAAAAACAUUUUCCGGUCGCAACAGCGCGAAUUUCAAGCUUUGUCAGAAGAAUUUUGAAAAAUUACGUGCUCUCAUAAAUAACAUAUCUGCUGAGGAUGUGAAAUUAGAAAAACAGGUUCUGGACUUCGUGCAAAUGCAAUCAGCCCCUAUGUGCGUCAUUGACAUAUUUGAAAACCAGGACAUAACCAUUGCUGUUUUUAUAUUGAAGCACGGUGUCACCAUGCCAAUGCAUGAUCAUCCAGGAAUGCAUGGAUUGUUAAAGGUAAUCGCUGGUGUCAUAAAAAUAGACAGCUACAGUAUGCAGUAUGCAGAUGGUGAUCACAUUAUUAAGCCUAAUGAAGAAAUAACAGCAGUCAAGCAUCCAGGAAUAAUUGUCAAAGAUAAUGAUGAUGCAUGUGUCCUUACACCAAGUGAAAGAAAUUUACAUGAAAUAUCAUGUGUUGAAGGACCUGCAGCCUUUUUGGACAUACUAAGUCCCCCAUAUAACGUGGAUGAAUAUGGUAAGGGGUCUCGACUUUGUACAUUCUUCAGAAUAAUUUCGUCCCAGAGAGCCACAAAUUCUGAUGAGAAAACGGAAAAUGUCCAAUUAAUGGUUAUAGAUAGUCCACCAGACUUUUACUCAAGAAGCUUAAAGUACCUAGGACCCCCUUUGAGGUGAUUUUCACUUUCCAGCAUUUUUAAUUGUUUAUAGGACCUUAAGACUAUGAUCAGGACACAACUUUCCUCAUUAGACUUUUUAUAUCUAAAUGAGCGAUUGCAUUGAUACACUUUUAUAAUUGUGAAUUUUAUUAACCAUAGCAAUUUCCAAAUUCUGUUCUAAGAAUUUCUGCUGCAAACUAUUUUUUUCAAUGUUAUAUACAUCACUAAAUAUUUUUCUUUUCGAGACUACAAACAUAUUUCUAUGCUGUCUUUGUAACUAGUAUGAAUAUGCUAUCCUAGUAACCAGUAUGGAUGAAAAGUGUGCUUGAUUGUUCUUCAUUUUAAUAUAUAGUCGUGUACAUUUUUCCAUUCUACCAGUAUUUUAAUAUCAUUCAAUUUCCGGUGAGCCUCAACGUAAAUAUUGAACAUCUUAUUACUGCAUAGAUAGACCUAAGAUAUAAUUAUCUAAACUGUUAAGUACGAUAUUUUCUUGUUAUGUAGUACCAAACAGAAUGAUGGAAAUGGUAGGUGCUACAUAAUUCUUUAAUUCUUGAAGCAUCACAAGAAGUCAAUCCAAAAUGUAAAAAGAAAAUACUGGUGUGUAUGUGAAGUUAGAAAUAGAAUAUUCCUUAUAGGAAAAGCAUUAUGCAACUUUAUGUAACAAUUGUAAAAUCACUUUAUAAGCUGUAAACAUGUAUUAUAAUACUUCAAUAAGGUGUGAAUUUUGAUAAUAACCUGAUUUAAUUUUACUAACCAACGAUAUGAUCCAGGAUUGUGAUCAAAAGUACUUAAGAACAAAUCAGUUGAGAUUUAAAAUUGACAUGAGAUCUAUUACAAAGACUCAAUGUACUUAAUUAGUCUGUAUCAUUUAAAAUAUUGAAAAUCUAUUGAUAUUACUUGAUCACAUUUAUUCGCGCAACGCUUACGGCAUUCGUAUUUGCUCAGCUCCACGAGGACUACCGUGUUAUAUAAAGCAUCCCCUGUAUUAGCAUUUUAUAAAAUCCUAUUUUAUAUAGAUGAAAUUAUAUCCUUGUUUCUCUGAAGAGAGUAUUAAAAAAAUCUAAUUGUUAUUAUCAA
Messenger RNA from Cephus cinctus (wheat stem sawfly), 1857 nucleotides. Its product is annotated as 2-aminoethanethiol dioxygenase. Bases 104 to 799 code for a protein of 231 amino acids. Gene Ontology annotation, cellular component: mitochondrion. The transcript has 2 exons. Gene Ontology annotation, molecular function: oxidoreductase activity, acting on single donors with incorporation of molecular oxygen, incorporation of two atoms of oxygen. The record is from RefSeq and is a predicted model, not a curated record. Lineage: Eukaryota; Metazoa; Arthropoda; Insecta; Hymenoptera; Cephidae.